UGACUAGUGAGUACUGAGCAGCGAGAAAAGUGUGUGAUAUAUAUUGGUGAAUGGUGAAUAGUAAUCGUUAAGAAAAUGACAUACCAUAAUAAGCCAUUUCAUAAUAAUCCUGGUUUGUUAGUGAAAAAAUAAGAAAUGUUGAAAGACGUAAAGUAUAGGAAGAAGACAAAAAAGUGACCUAGGUAGAAGGGAAUCAAAACUUGAAAAGAUCCAGUUUGGCAUUUGAUACAUCAGUAAAUCACACAGCACCUCAGCACCUGCAGAGUCCUCAUCAUUGGCAUGGCUGCAACAUCUUCACACACCACAGCACUUUCCUGAUCAGAGAAGAGGAUAUAAGAAUUCUAUCAAUAUGAGCAGCAAACGCAAGGCUCCAUCUGCUGAUAACAACCCUAAUGCUGCCAUCUGUGACAUGCUCAUUGAACUGGCAGAUUAUGAAAAGAAUGUGAAUCGGGAUAUGCACAGAUACAAUGCUUACCGGAAUGCAGCCAAUGCUGUGGCACAGCAUCCUACCCGCAUCACAAGUGGUAGUGAGGCUCGGCAGAUCAAAGGUGUUGGUGCCAAAAUUGCCCAGAAAAUAGAGGAGUUUCUCAAGACAGGCAAACUGGAGAAAUUAGAGAAGAUUCGAGCAGAUGACACCAAUGUUGCCAUCAAUCUUCUGACUCGUGUGUCAGGGAUAGGCCCAGCCAAAGCCAGGGAGUUGGUGGAGCAAGGCAUUACUACUAUAGAGGAUCUUCACAAGAAUCAAGAUAAACUUAACCAUCACCAGCAAAUUGGGCUCAAAUACUUUGAAGAGUUUGAGAAAAGGAUACCAAGAGAUGAGAUGGAAAAGAUUGAGGAACAGCUGAAGAGUCACAUCACCUCACUUGAUUCUGAAUAUGUGGUCACCAUCUGUGGAAGCUACAGAAGAGGAGCAUCAAGCAGUGGAGAUGUAGAUGCCCUGCUCACACACCCAUCCUAUACCUCAGAAUCCAGCAAGUCGCCCAAAAACCUGCAUCAUGUGGUGGAUGAAUUGAAAAAGAAACAGCUUGUUACUGAUGUUCUUUCCUUGGGAGAUACAAAGUUCAUGGGUGUUUGUCUCUUGAAGAAGGAACUGACUCACAGGCGGCUGGACAUUCGGUUGUUGCCCAAGGACCAGUAUUUCUGUGGAGUUCUGUACUUUACUGGUUCUGAUAUGUUCAACAAAAAUAUGCGGGCUCAUGCACUAGAGCAAGGCUUCACACUCAAUGAGUAUUGCAUCAGACCACUGGGAAGCACAGGUGUGCCUGGCGAGGCUCUGCCUGUGACCUGUGAGGAAGACAUCUUUGACUAUAUUAACUACACAUACAGAGAACCUCAACAGCGAAAUAUGUAAUGUUAGCUCAUGCCAUGAUGGAUGCAUUGCUUGGAAGAGGAUGUGUGCAUCAUGAUGGAAGAAACGACAGAUUCUAACUCCUUAAGUGGUUGUAUUUCAGUAAUUACAUCUGAAUGAGAUUACAGCUUCUGAUUUUCUUCCCAUGUAAUAAGGGAAUAUUUUUAUGAAAGUCUGCAAUUUGGAUUUUUCUGAGAACUCUUUGUAGAUAACCAUCUGUUAGUUAAACAGUAUUACCAUUUAUCACAGUUCUGUAAUCUUUAUUAUAAUAAUUAUCAACAAAUUAUUGUAUGUCAUCAUUUAACUUUUUCAUGUAAAGCUGAAAAAAUAAUGCCCUGGAGAGGAUUGUAUACUUAUUUCAUAUUAUUUUUGCACAAGAUAGUGUGAGUCUGUAUGAUGAUAUAUUAAGGAGAAUACCCUUUCUGUCAUGUGCUAUAAGUAUAUCUUGAUAUUGCUUGAUUAUACUGCAUAUUUUUAAAGUAUCCAACUAUCUUUUAUCACCUAUUAUCAUGAAAAUGUAUGUGUGUGUGUGUGUGUGUGUGUGUGUGUGUGUGUGUGUGUGUAAUUCACCACAGUCACCUGCUGGUCACCCAGCCAGUCUUUCCCAUUACGGAGCAAGCUCAGAGCUCAUACACCGAUCUUCGGGUAGGACUGAGACCACAACACACUCCACACACCAGGAAAGCAAGGCCACAAUCCCUCGAGUUACAUCCUGUACCUAUUUACUGCUAGGUGAACAGGAGCUACACAUUAACAGGCUUGCCCAUUUGCCUCGCUGCUUUCCGGGAUUUGGACCCGGCCCCUCUCGGUUGUGAGCCAAGCAUGCUAACCACUACACUAUGCGGUGUGUGUGUGUGUGUGUUAUAAUGCUCUAUAUUUUGUAAAUAAAGAACAAUGAUGGUGAAUUAGAGUCUAGUCUUGUCUUCUCUGAUAGUGAUAAAGGAAAAGACAUCAAGCAUACUUGUAUCUUGAAAACUUAUGAAACACCGUUCCAUUGAAGGGUAUGAUCAUGUAUGUGAUGCUCCUUCAUUUCUUACUGGUUAGCUGAAUAUGUUUGCAUACUUGAUUCUCAAAAUGGUUAAUACUUUUAGGAAUAUCUUGACUGUUUAACAAUCACAGGAGAGUUAAUUUGACUUUGUAGUAUAACAUGUAAUGACCAUAGCCAUAAAUACUAAAUUUAUUAAUACUUUAAGUAGAUGCAAGUUUUAUGGAUAAUAUAAAGUCAAUAAGAGUAUUGUAUGCAAGGGUUUAACAUAUUAUAAUGUAAUAUCAAAGAAUCAAAUAAAUCCUCAUCAAUAGAU
Portunus trituberculatus (swimming crab) is the source of this 2649-nucleotide messenger RNA. RefSeq names its product DNA polymerase beta-like. Gene Ontology annotation, biological process: double-strand break repair via nonhomologous end joining. Gene Ontology annotation, molecular function: DNA-directed DNA polymerase activity; DNA binding. The record is from RefSeq and is a predicted model, not a curated record. The coding region runs from base 350 to 1351 and encodes 333 amino acids. The transcript is spliced from 8 exons. Lineage: Eukaryota; Metazoa; Arthropoda; Malacostraca; Decapoda; Portunidae. Gene Ontology annotation, cellular component: nucleus.